GUGUACCACUGGGCAGAGAUGCGGACCAAGAUGCGCAUCAUGGGCUUCCACGCUGAGGCUAUCAAGCCGUUGAACGAGGCAGCAGCAGCCGAGCUGGGCGCGAAUCUGUUGGGCGAGGCCAUCAUCUUCGCCUGCGCGGGCAGCUGCCUACUGCUGGAGUUCUGGCGCCAGCAGUCACUGAAGCACCGCAAGGAAGUGGAGCGCGUGGCCUCGCUGCGGUCCCUGAGGGCAGACGUGGACCGCCUGGAGCAGGCACUGGAUGAGCUACAAGUGCAGGUGCAGGCGGCAGUGUCGAGGAGCGCGCUGGAGGAGCUGCGGGCUGAGCUGCGGGCGGAGCUGCAGGAAUUCAGAACCCAGAUCUGCGAGGAGCGCCAGGAACCUGAGCCCCAGCCCUCUGAGGGCCCAGAGUAGAGGCCUUGGACUCUGACCUUGGAUAUGGAUUGCUGUCUGGGCUUGUUCCACGCCUGGCUUCUCUGCGUGGGCCCACUGCGAACUGAGCCAGCUGACAUGUCCUGGUCUCUGGGGACAGAGGGAUCGAUCCUAGGCCGGGAAUGGUGUGAGUGUUACUUUCCACGGCGGUCUCUCACCCACUGGUGCAGCAUGUUGGGGAACCACCUAAGAGCCCUUCGCCUAGGGCGCUGGCCCAUCUCACUGGAACACUCCCUGCCUAGUGUCCGUCUACCUCACUUU
Molecule: messenger RNA, 690 nt
Organism: Chionomys nivalis (European snow vole)
Lineage: Eukaryota; Metazoa; Chordata; Mammalia; Rodentia; Cricetidae
Product: optic atrophy 3 protein-like
Exons: 1
Coding region: 19-411 (130 amino acids)
Biological process (GO): regulation of lipid metabolic process
Cellular component (GO): mitochondrion
Source: RefSeq, a predicted model, not a curated record